This is a messenger RNA of Misgurnus anguillicaudatus (oriental weatherfish), 2308 nucleotides long. RefSeq names its product RNA pseudouridine synthase domain containing 1 (gene rpusd1). The record is from RefSeq and is a predicted model, not a curated record. NCBI's taxonomy places the organism in Eukaryota, Metazoa, Chordata, Actinopteri, Cypriniformes, Cobitidae. Gene Ontology annotation, biological process: enzyme-directed rRNA pseudouridine synthesis. Gene Ontology annotation, molecular function: RNA binding; pseudouridine synthase activity.
AGAAGACUUUUAAUUUGAAAUAACAACACAUUACACAAGUUACUUACUGGACCUCGAUGUUCAAGUUAAUAUAUUAAAUUAACCCUAAUAUCUAGUAACGUUUAAAUUAAUUUUGCACAACCAAAGAAGGACAUACAUUUGCACGAUCAUGUGUUUACUCUAAUGAAGAUUUGCUUCACGCUUCUUGCAUGUAAAUACCGCACCUCUUCUUCCAGCAUGCAUCCUGCUGUAAAUCCGACAACAAAACAGUUCAAGCUGGAUCAAUAAGAGUACAAGUAGAAGAUAACGCAUUUCAUUUUGACUUUAGGGGCAAGUGACCAUGGAGCCUGCGAGUCUGGAGAAUCUGUGUGUUUUGUACCACAGUGCAAACUAUAUUGUUGUUAACAAACACUGGGACAUCCGUAUUGACAGUAAAAUGUGGUAUGAGAAGCAGACUGUCCAGAGUCAGCUGAAGCAUCACUUCCCAGAGCUUGCAGAUCCUGGCACCUACUAUGGCUUCAGGUUUUGUCAUCAGCUGGAUUUCUCCACAAGUGGAGCUUUGUGUGUAGCACUGAACAAGGCUGCAGCAGGGCAGGCAUACCGCUGUUUUAAAGGGCGACUGGUUACCAAAGCUUAUAUUGCAUUGGUUCGUGGCACUGUGGCGGAGGAAAGAAUGACCCUGGAGUUUGCAAUUGGCAAGAACACAACUGAGGGCAAGACCCAUAUGAUGUGCAUUGAAGGAGAAGAAGGAUGUGAAAAUCCAAAGCCCUGCCAGACAAAACUUACCGUUUUAGAGCAUGGAUCAUAUGAAGGAGAUCCGGUCACAAAAGUGCUUUUACAGCCUAUGACGGGACGGACACACCAGCUCCGAGUCCACUGUCGUGCUAUUGGUCACCCUAUAGUGGGAGACUACACCUAUAGUCUACGCACAGACAACACUCCUUAUCGCAUGAUGCUGCAUGCAUAUUUCCUGCAUAUUCCACUAGAGAAUGAACCGAUUCAAGUCUUAGCCCCAGAUCCUUUUCUGCCCAGUCUCGACUCCAAAUGGGCUCCACAAAGAUGCGUGAACACUUCAGAUGGUUUACUUGAGAUUAUUUUAAAAGAGGCAAAAACUGAGAUGAAACAGAGCCAAGAGGAACCAAAGACAGUGCACAAGAGGAGCAGCCCAGUGGAGAGUGAGGAACAUACGGCUCAGUGUCAACAGUGGCUAAGUGAAUGGAAUUUGGACUGAUAAACUUGAGAAACUGAAUUCUGGUUUAUCAGAACUACUGAUGGUACACCACAAUGAUUUCCCAGCUCCACAGACUAAAACUCAUAAUAUUUUCCUUCUCCUUAUAAAGGCAGCUUGCCAGUGCUUCUCAAAAACAGUAUUUGGACAGAAAUGAGGCAAUGUGUACAAUUGCUAAUUGUAAGAAAAUGUACCUUUAGGGUCAAAGUUUUAUGCUUUUAAAUCAAAAGAUCUUAAAUUAUUUUGAUGUUUUUACAUAUGUUUUUAUCUGUUUUUGUUUAUGUUUAUGGAAACAAAUCAUAAAGGUUUUAGUGCCUGUAAAGGAGCCUAAAGGUACAUCCUUUUUUUAAAAGGUCCUUUAUAUUAUCCUUAUAAUUUCUAAAAUAGAAUAAAAAUAUUGAAUUGUAUGCAACACAGUAGAAUAUAAAUUCUUUGCAUCAUCAAACUACUGUGAUCCAAACAGUCCCUACCUCAAAAAAAUAAAAAUGCUGCUGAUUUCUUAAAGUUGCAGUGUGUGAUUUUUAGAAGGAUCUUUUGACAGAAAUGCAAAAUAAUAUACAAAACUAUACUAUCAGGGGUGUAUAAAGACCUUUCAUAAUAAACUGUUAUGUGUUUAUUAACUAAAAAGAACGAGAACUUUUUAUCUACAUACACCAAGGCUCCCCUUACAUGGAAGUCGCCAUUUAGUGCUGCCAUUUUUCUACAGAAGCCCUUAAAGGACUUUUUUUACUAAGUUGUCUCCGACGAUGACAUGUUUGUUCGGUGGCGGCUACCGUAGCUUCUCUAUGUGUGUCAAAAGCAAGAGGUGAGCCGUGGACUAAGCCGCUGGUUGCAAUUCGCAACCUCACCACUAGAUGCCGCUAAAAUUUACACACUGCACCUUUAAGCUGGUACAUAUUUGAAAGACUUCUGUAGAGUACCUAAAAUGUUAUUUCAGGAAAGCAAAGCCAUUAAAACACACUUAAAUGAAUCAGUAUGUAUACAUAAAAACAUUUAUUAAUAACUGUAAUAAUCAGCUUUUGCACACAGAAAACAUGUAGUGUUGCAAAGUAAUGAUCCAGCUGAGCAUUUUUUAAUAAAUAAAGGCCAUUUAGUCUAUAA